Coffea arabica (coffee) is the source of this 3033-nucleotide messenger RNA. NCBI's taxonomy places the organism in Eukaryota, Viridiplantae, Streptophyta, Magnoliopsida, Gentianales, Rubiaceae. The record is from RefSeq and is a predicted model, not a curated record.
GAAACGUUCAGCACGAAAUAACUCCCGCGUCCCCUCUCACUUAAACAAGGAGUACAAACUGAUGCUUCUCUCCGCCGGCAUUUUGAUAGAAAGCGGCAUAAUCUCUCCGGUCGAUCUCCUGCUGUCCUGCAUUUCGGUUUCUAUUUGGCGGUGAAAUCACCGCCUAGGUUGUGGCUUUAGAAAGAUAUUUGAAUAUUCAAAAAUGUUGCAAUGGAUGGGCGGAUCUCGGCGGAAAGUGACUUCCACAAGAAUGUCAACGCAGAAAAGGCAAAAACACUACUUUGAGCAGAAAAGGCGGCAACAGCAAGCGACCGGAGGGAGGAAAGAUUCUGAGGAGCACAAUAUCCAUGGGCAGCAUGCUGAAAAUAGUAGAUCUCUGGAUAUUCUAAGUUUUCAGAACUUAUCAACUGUUGUGCAACAGAACAAGUCAAAUUACCCUUUAGGAAACGAUGAAACAGAGCACCGUGCUCUGAACUAUCAAGCACUCAAGUGUCCACAAUCAAUACAAUGUUUUCAAGCUAACAAAUUCACACCUUCCGGCCCCUCUGAAGCUGAGGAAGCAAGACUUUCAUCAAGCUAUCAACCAGGCAGUUCAUACACAAAGACGAUGUUGGUUAGCACUUCUGGUAAAGAUGCAAGAACUUUCAACUCAGAUGAUGACAAGAUAAAUCAUAUAAAAAUGGUCCCAGGGUAUCAAGAAAAGAAAGAAGGGAUGCCAGAAGCAAAAUUUGGAGUCAAAACCAUCCAAUCGUUGUAUUCAAAACUAGGUAUGAUGGACAUACUUGGAGAUGAUGAACCAAAUCUCCAUACUGGUUCAAGUUUAGAACAUGAAGCUCAUGCUGCAUUUUCAAUUGAAGGUGUUGGUAGAGUGGAAAUGGAGACUCCAGUUCAUACGCCAGUUCGUGCACCAGAGGUGCAUGGCAGAAACUUCUUGCAUGGUUGCUCUCCACCAUCAAAAGCUAUGAGGCCUGCUGACUCGUUCAACCUUAACAGCGAGCUGGUUAACCUUGAAUUUGAAUUGGAUGCUAUGAUGCAGGAAGUUGAUGUGCCCUUAUGUAAAAGUUCUGUGGAGCACUCUUUCUGUUCAAAGGACAUAUUGGGUUCUUUCAGCAAGCCAAAGCAAGAUUUGUUGGACACCAGAGAAUUCUCAAUAUUUGAUGACAAUGAUAAUGGUUUUACUGAUCUUUUUCAGAAUGAUGAACCAUUCUUCCACAAAACAGAGAGAAAUAGGCACAGUUGGGAUGCAACCUGUAGGCCUGUAACUGGCAAAAUUCUUGACGAGAGUGCUUUUGGUUCAUCUUGCAACAUUUGGAUGGAUCAAGAAGAUGCUUCUGAUGAUUAUUAUACCAUGGACUGCAGGAGUGAAGAAUUUACUUUUCAAGGCUCUUAUCGACAGAAGAGCAGGACUACAAUGAGAAAAUCAAAGAGACUCGGACAUAGAGAUUCACCUGAGCUAUAUGUGAAGCGCCAGAACUCAGAGAACUUUCAUGAUUCCACAAUUCCGGAGAUGACAUGGAGAUCUCCAGUUCACAGAGACCAUGAUGUUGGUGAUAUUGAUUACCAACCCACAUGGUCAUGCUUCAAAACUGAAGAUACAAGAGACAAUUUGAGUUUGCUGAGUGAGGAGUCAUGCUCGUCGAGCGCAGUGGGGGGUGUAUCGAAGAAAGGCACAUUGAACUCAACUGAGAAACAGACACCGAAAAGUGCUGAUUUUGGUUGCUCAGAGAACAUCUGUGGUGAAAACAUUAUGUAUGGCAGAGUAAAAACCUGCAAUAAGUUGGAGAUUAACCAGCAAGGGGACAACACAAAUGAGCAAGGAAAGCUUACUAGGAUUUCAAAUUCAUCAAGAUCGCAACCAGCUGAUAACUCAAAAAUGACUUCUGAGAAGAGGUUGAAAUCAGAGAAUGGCCGAUUGUUUGAGGAAGCAUAUGAUCCUGGCAAGACAAUUUCACGUCAUAAUCCUUAUCCCAGGACAUAUGAUACAAAUCCAAGCUCCAGACUUUGGAUUGAAGAUCUCUUUGGCACAUCCGGAGGUACCAAUGUGCAUGCUGAUUGCUCACCUUGUUGCAACCUGACAUCAGAAGAACAUGAUUCCCACCAACGUAAGUUGGAAAAAGUUACGCCAGUGUCAAGUAUGCUAAAUUUUUCUGAGCACUGCAAUAGGGGGUAUAAACCUCAGAAGUCAAUGCAUGGUCACAGUUUUCCAGAAUCAGAACUGCAAAGCAUUACCAGGGAGGAAGAUGAACAUUCUGAUCUCCCUGUAUCUGAACAUGGAAAACUGGAGCAUUGGAGAGAGCGUUCCCGCUGCAGAAAAAGCUUAUUCUCAGGAUGUGGGAAGUUUAUCUAUGUAGCUGAUGUGGAAGACAAGUCUAGUGAUUGCAAGGAAUCCACUACUGAGGCUUCAAAAUUAUCCUCAGGAUGUCGGAAGUGUACUUGUACGCCUGAUGAGGAAGACAAGUCUAAUAAUUGCAAGGAAUUCACUAAUGGGACUUCAAAAGCCGGAGAGAAUGUGAAAGAAACGGAUUGUCUCCAAGAUGAAGAUGCAUCACCAUCUGGGGCUACUUCAAGUAUUGAUGGCAAUUCGUCCCAUGUAGAUGCUAAAUGUCAGGUUAAUGCUCAGAGCUCUUUUUUGCAUCAAACUGGAUCCGGAGCAAAUCUGGAAGAAGGAUUUGGGCAUGAAGAAAGGACAGGAAGUGAGGAGAAAAGUAGUAUUGAGUCAACAUGCCAGGUGAUGACGCUUGAUAGCUGUGUCCUGCAACUUCUUUGCAUUCAGGUACUGAAGGAAGCAUCUGCUAAGGUAACGGGGAAGAAGGCUUGAAGCUUUGAGCAUAUUGAAUUCCUUGGCUUGUCCUGCAUUGCCCCUACAACUUUUUCUCCUGCUAAAAGUUUGUCAAGGGAUAUGUACGAUCAAUUAGAUCUCAGAUUAUUUGACAUGACUUUGCUUUGUCCACGAUACUCUCUUGCUUGAUUGGCAGUUCUUUGAUUAGUGUGAAGUGAAUGGAAAAGGAAUGGGCCGCAAGCAGAAUUUAUUUC